GGCAAUCGAGAAAAACAAAACGUGGGGACUGGGUCGUAACAACAAGUUUAAAGCGGCAAAUUUGGAAAUUUUCGAAUGUUUACUUUUUUAAAGAGAAGUUGUGCUUGUGACUAGAUGUAUGUUGUCCACUACAAAUUUUGAGGUUUCAAAGAAGAGCGUUUUUGUUACAAACAGAAGUGGACUUCGAAUUGCUUAUAUUCGCCCCAGAGAGUCCAGAUUUAUGAAGUCAUGUUUUCACAGAAUGAAGAAUCACUCAGAUUACAUGGGUACAAGAAAAAAGCGUUCUUACUGUAAAAACGACGAUUCCUUAAUUCAGAAGAAGAACAAGAACUACAAAGAACUGGCGGUGUAUGUAAUACAAUCAGACUUUAAACUCACGAAACCUGAUAAUAAACAAUACAAACGGAAGAGAUCAAAUGUUGAUUUACAACACGUACGCUUUCCUGAAGACCUCGAAGAAUCGUUUUACCAAGGACUAAUUGAUAAAAAGGCAAGAGAUGAUCAUGUAGUGCCAGAUUAUAUGAUGCCGAUGUAUUCUUGUUUAGAUGAUGAUCAUGAAAAUCCAUUACCAACAUUAUUUCCUGAAGAAAGAAAUAAUAAAGGCAAGAGUGGCAACAAAUCAUUUCUAAGAAAGAUAAAUCAUGCCGAGUCUACCAACGUGACGCGUUCAUCAAAACCAAACAUUCUACAGACUCCUAAUCUUCGAUGUAUAGAUGAAAAGAGAACUAAACUAGUGGCGGAAACACCUUUAUUGUCGAAGUUUGUGUCUGGCCAAAUCCAUCGCAUCAGCAGUGGAUUCUUAGUACCGGAAACGCCAUUUUAUGCAAUAAACACCACGACACCUGGUUUGAGAACAGUGGUUGAAGAAACACCUCUCAUAUCACACGGUUCAAAGUUCAAAUAAAGAUUGACAAAUAGAGUUUGCACACCAAUAAAUACUUUAAUUGGAAAAACUUUCGCGAGAGAAACUUUCGGGAGAAAAAAAAUUCGCCAAAUUUUUUAGAUAAACUUUCGCGAAUGAAGAAAUUUGGAAAAUUUCGCGGGAUUAACUUUCGCAAAUGCAAAAACCCGCAAAUUUUUGCGAGAUAAACUUUCGCGAACAAGGUUUUUUCAGUUAAAAAAACUUCAAAAUUCUUAGCAUAAUUGAAAAUCUAUAUACCUAAAUCUAAAUUAUAAUACCCGUAUACGUCCGUCCGUCUGUCUGUCAAAAUGGUAGCUUAGCUUCGCAGGUAGCGAGACGCACGCAAUGCAGUAUUAAAAGGACGGGCGAACCGGGACAGGCUGUUGGACGGGCUGACGACUAGUGUUAUAAAUUUUCUUUCUUGAAAAGAGAUUUCUAAGUAUUUUUUGUGUUUUUGGUAAAAAAAAUGAUAAAAUAGCUUACCGGAUAAACUUUCGCGAAUGAAGAGAUUCGGAAACUUUCGCGAAUUAACUUUCGCGAAUGAAGAAACCCGCACAUUUUCGCGAGAUAAACUUUCGCGAAAAUGGCGAAAAAUCGCGAAUUCGCAAAGGUUUCUCUCGCGAAAGUUUCUCCAAUUAAAGUAUCCGCUAACGAAAUCUUAAUUUUUGUGAUUGUAAUGUUAUUUAAAUAUAUUUUACUAAAUGCAAAAAAAAUCAUUAUUGGUAGA
Hydractinia symbiolongicarpus is the source of this 1628-nucleotide messenger RNA. RefSeq lists its product as uncharacterized. Bases 119 to 904 code for a protein of 261 amino acids. NCBI's taxonomy places the organism in Eukaryota, Metazoa, Cnidaria, Hydrozoa, Anthoathecata, Hydractiniidae. The record is from RefSeq and is a predicted model, not a curated record. The transcript is spliced from 5 exons.